AUGGCGCAACAGUUGGACAACGCCGACACAGAUUCCUGGAACCCGGCAUUACGGCCCGAGAAUGGUCACCCCGCUCACACGCCAUCUGCAACUGAGGGGGGUUUGUCAGAUCUGGUCGCGGCCGAAGAUUCGCAAGGCAAGUUCCCAGCCGAUUUGAUCUCACCACAAAGCGAGGAUUUCUCUGCGUGGGAUAUCUCAGAUGAGUUGGACGCGACUCCUGCCCAAAACUCAAACAUGGAUGAAUUCGCGAACAACACAUCGCCCGUCCUCCCCGGAGUUCCGUCAUCACAGAUCCCUACCUCCGACCAAAGCAGCGAAAUACAAAGUGACAUGACCGAACCAGCUCCCGAGGCUGCUGUAUCGUCCGAGUCUGCCAACGUUGCCCCGGAAUCGACAGCCCCGGAGAGACACAUCGCGGAUCCCGAGCCUCCUCAACCGGAAUUACAUGUAGUUGCUGCCUCGGAGGAACUAGACAAUGGCCUCCCCGCUACUGAAGAUAUCGUUGAGCUAUCUGAACCAUCUUCUACCGAACCAGUGCAGCCGGAUUCAAUGCUGCCUCCUCCGGCGCCAGAAGAAACAGCUGUCUCGGAAAACACAUCUGGCAGAGAAUUUACGCUUUCCCCAGAGGGUCAAACAGCGGAGCAAGAAGGAUUGCCAGAGCACAACCAAGAUACGAGUAACGGCGAGUCGAGUUCUUCGAAACAAUUCUUCCCUGAAAUCGAGGGAGCAAACGCCGACUCCGAAGACCCCUGGGCCUCCUUUGAACAGCAACUAAGCGGCGCAUUACCUUCCGCCGAAUAUGCCCACCAGCCUGAGUUGGAAAAUCUCAAGUCCGACCCUGAAGCCACACUCAGUCCGGCUAUCAACACCCGUGAGCUGGCUUUCGUCCACGAGAACCUACCACAAGCUACAGAAGACUCUGCGAUUGUUGAGACUCCCUACAAGCAAGAAAGCGAUGGUGAACUCCCGAAUGCAGAUGCUGUCUCUUCCAUGGGGCAUCACGCUGAGGUAUCUCCCAUCGCACAAGACAGCCCCUACCCACCUGAGCAUACACCUGUCGACGCAGCCGCGGUGGGGCUGAAGACGACAGGAGACCCACUUGGCUGGGCCAACGAGCUGGGUGGUGGGGAAGAAUCGGAGGAGGCUGGCUUUUUCAGCCAAUUGAACACACAGACCAAACCUAUUUUCCCAGAGGCCGAGUCGAGGUUUGAGGAAGGCGUGCCUUUGUUGGAUGAUUCUGCACCAGCUUCGCCUGAACAGCUUCCGGGGCCAACAUCGUCCAUAGAUAACGUCUUCGCAAAUGACGAUGAUGAUAAUGCUGCCAGCUUCUUCGCUUCUGGGAAUCAACAGGCGGAACAGAGUGAAGGAGAUGACUUCUUUGGUACCGUCGGGAAGGAGCAGGUCGAGGAAGAGCCAAAGGCUCAACUCACUCGAAAGAGCACAACCCAAGUAUUAGAAUCGGCAGGAUUCGACCUUGACUCCCCGGCGAGCGACGCUUCUGCCGCGGCGCAAUUUGAUGAGCUCCUCAAGGGCGUGUCAUCCCAGCCGCCCACAGUGAACGAGCCACAGUCAAUGGCUGAGCCCACAGAGGAAGAGCUAGCAGCACGGUGGGAAGCUGAGCUAGGUGAUUCACCCGACGACGAUCUAGCUGCGCGGUGGGAGGCUGCCUUGGAUGAUGAUGAUAUAUUGCUGGAGACAGAGCCUGCCCAAGCAAUGCCUGCACAGAGUUAUAUUCAGCAAACGCCCGCACCACCUCCAAGUGGGUUGGCCUUGGGGUUGAGUAGUCCGUUUCAGACCCCUCAACCGCAUUCACAGCCAAGACCAGUCCCGGGUGUAUACACGCCCCACCAACCGUCCACGUCGGAUCUUCUUGGGGGAGUAUCUAUGCCUGGGACUGCACCACCAGCAGCUGCCCCCAUGUCGUCAUAUUUCUCUCAAAAACCAGUAAACCCAGUUGCAACCAGGGGUGAGAGUUUCGCAGAACAGUCUAAGCAGGGAUACAAGUCUCCCUAUGACCUUCCGGAUGAUAUUUCGCGACCUCGGAAGCCUGUGGUUACCCACAAGCCUGUUCCCCCACCGGUGAGCAGUAUGCCCCCGCCUCCUCUUCCCGGGGCGUCUGGUAUGCCUCCUCCCCCGGCAAGUGGGUUCCGGCCCCCGUCAGCUCCUUCCCAGGCUGCGGCUGCUCCACCUCCUGCCCCCAAAAACUUCUAUGAAGAGCUUCCCAUGCCACCACCACGGUCUAGACCUGCUAGCUCAGGUCGUUAUACACCAAACCCUGUGGUGGCUCCCACCACAAUGGCACCGCCCCCAAUGCCUCAACAGCCACAAAACCCAUACUCAGCGGUUGGAUCACUAGCUUCGCCCCCUCAGAGCCAAUACCCACCUGCGACCUCAGCUGUGGCUCCUCCAGCCCAAGCAGCGUAUCCUGCUGCACCGCCAGCGACUCAGCCGAUUGAGUUUCCACUCCAAAAUUCGCUCCAACCACCCGAACAAUUGGAUCCGUAUGCUAGUCUGGCUUCAAGUGCACCAGCUGGGCCUCCAUCCAUUUCAAGGUACUCGCCACACCCACCGGGCUCUCAGGCUCCAGUCAAACCACCUUCAUCGUCAAGAUAUUCUCCGGCUCCCCCUUCAAGCUCAGGAGGCCGCAAUAGAUAUGCAUCUCAACCACUGAACGUCCCCGGCCAGAGUCUGCCAUUUCAACCGCGUACAUCAAGCCCCCUUGCAUACCAUGAGAAGGUGUCCUACCAACCUGAUCAGUCACAACAACCGCCUACACUGGGGCCUGCGAUCAACUUGUCACCGCCCCGCUUGCACGGCUCUGGUUUGGAACCCCACUCCCAGCAGCAAACAGGCAGUCCAAUCAACCUAGCACGAAGAGAGUCCGAGAGCUCAUUCGCCCAAGCUUCUCCGCCUCAGGGUCGGUAUGCUCCACAAGAGUACAUCAAUGAGUUUGCCCAGCGUCUUGCACCAAAUUCCAAUUACGCUCCAGUUCCGCCGGCAGCAAAUGCUUCUCUGUCUCCGCCUCCCGCCGAUUCCCAGGCGGGUUUCAUCCGUAGGGCUCAAACUCAAUCACCGGGCCGCGAUGUGUCUAGCCCGCGUGCAUCUGGACCAAGUCUUGACACCAUGCAGCGACCUGCCUCAGUACACGCUUCUGGCUCCCCAACAAAGGUCGCGAAUCCAUAUGCACCUGUUCAAGUGCCCCUGCAAAAUCGCGCUGUUAUGCAGCACCUCGAGUUCAUUGCACCCAACGAUGGCCAGGAGAAUGACCAUCUAGAACGAUGGAAGGGUGCCCCUAUCUUCAAAUUUGGAUUUGGCGGUUCUGUCGUGUCCUGUUUCCCGCGACAUACUCCUCGUUACUCAGCUGGCCAAGUCGCACCAAUGAUUAAACCUACACCUGGCGAAACAAAGAUUUCCCAGCUGAAUGAAUGUCUCCCACCCUUUGACACAAUCGUGCAGCAUCCCGGGCCCUUGAAGAACAAAUCCAAGAAGAAGGAUCUUGUCGCCUGGCUUUCUAGCAGAAUUGCAGCCUUUGAAAAUGUUGGUGUGCCAGGCUUCGACCAAGUCCAAUCUGACACAUUCAAGCGUCACAGCGAGAAGACUCUGCUUUGGAAGGUCAUCAAGCUGUUGGUAGAGAAUGAUGGCAAACUCGAAGGUUCCCCCGAUAUCCAAACCUCGCUUCGCCAGGCUAUUUUCCCAGACUUGCCUGCUGCAGAUGCAGAUGGGUCAUAUGCAAGCACCUUGGAUUCUAAAGGAAUCGGCUUAGCGAAUACGGGAUCUCAGCCUGAUAGCUUUGACACACAGUGGCUCGAGGAACUCCGCCUGCACCUGAUAUCUGGCGAUCGCGAGAAAGCAGUGUGGGGUGCCGUGGAUCGCCGUCUUUGGGGACAUGCGAUGAUCAUCGCAUCCACUAUGGACAAGGCCAUUGGCAAACAGGUGGCACAGGAGUUUAUUCGUCGCGAGGUCAGAUCCAAAAGUGCCAACUCUGACUCGCUUGCCGCACUUUACGAAAUAUUUGCUGGCAAUGUCGAAGAAAGUAUCGAUGAAUUGGUCCCACCUUCUGCUCGGGCGGGCUUGCGGUUGAUAAGCAAGGCGGAUGGCCAGGGCGCUACCAAAAACGCGACCGAAGGACUGGAUAAAUGGAGAGAUACUCUUGGAUUGAUUUUGAGCAACCGAAGCUCAGAGGACCAUCAGGCUCUCAUUGCUCUUGGAAGAUUGCUAGCAUCUUAUGGACGCACAGAGGCGGCUCAUAUCUGUUAUAUCUUUUCGCGCUCCGCCGUCUUCGGUGGCCCGGACGACGCGCAAGCCAAUGUGGUGCUUCUUGGGGCCGACCCUCGGUCCUCGCCUUCAUCUAUGCUAGAUGAGGAUGCGAUCCUUCUCACUGAGGCAUACGAGUAUGCUAUAUCUGUUCUUGGAAACUCUCCAAUGUCCAACAUGCCCCACCUCUUGUCCUUCAAACUCCUGAAUGCCAAGUGUCUCGUUGAUCGAGGUCGUAACUCAGAGGCACAAGCCUACUGCGAUGCAGUUGCAUCGGCACUGAAAGCAACGACGCGUCCUUCUCCUUAUUACCACCAAAAUCUCUUCGCAGAGGUCGAAGAGCUGAGUGCAAGAUUGCGUCAGACAACUACCGACAAUGGCUCGUGGAUUUCUCGACCUAGUAUGGAAAAAGUGUCAGGCUCUAUGUGGGCUCGGUUCAAUAGCUUUGUGGCAGGUGAUGAAAGUGAUGCUGCGUCAACUGGAUCUGGAAAGGGCGAACAAGGCGAAAUCGGUCCCUUCGCAAAUGUUGCCGGGACCCCGACCAUCAGUCGCUCCCCGUCAGUGUCGGACAUUUACGGUUCUUACCCUGGACCCGCUACCGGAGGACACCCAAUCCCCUCGAGCGGUGCUUCUAAGUACCAUCCAUCCACCCAAUAUGCGCCAAAUGGUUCCCCUGAACAAUUCAAGGGUCGCUCCUCAAUGGAUUCCCAGCGAUCAAACCCCUACUUCCCUCCUGCUGGUCGCCGCAGCUCCCAGGAACUAUCCCCGUCACUUGAUGGACAGAUGUCCUACGGAGGCCCAAUUUACGGAUCGCCAAAUGCUUCCGGGUCGGGCUAUCAACCCACCCUGCCAUCGUCCUCCUACGUGCCUCUUGCCCCCGUGGAAGAGGCUUUAUCUCCAGCCGAAGGGCCUGUGGCUGCGCAGCCCAGGAUCAAUGGUCUUUUCUACCAGCCCCAAGGACAGCCCACUGCGGCUACCGAGUCUCCUUAUUACCAGGGGCCGCCCGGUAUGCCGGCCGGUGGGCAAUCAUCUGGGUCCCCUUACGCGCCUCCGAUCGCGAACUCUCCCUAUGAUCCGAUCAGCACUGGCCCUACUUACGAACCAGCUGGGGCCAGCUCUUAUGAACCGAUCGGUGGUAGCUCUUAUGAGCCCGUCAGCGCGGAUAUCGACGUGAAUGGUGCCGAUCGACAGGAAGACACCGAGUCUAUCGAAAAUGAGCAACCCAAGAAAAAAUCGAUUAUGGACGACGACGACGAUGAUCUUGCUGCCCGGGCGGCGGCUAUCCAGAAGGCAGAGAAUGACCGUCUGGCAAAGGAGGCAUUUGCCAAGGCAGCCGAAGAAGAUGCUAAACGAGGUUCUCAAGGUGGGAAGAAGGGUUGGUUUGGUGGCUGGUUCGGCGGAGGCAAGAAAGAAGAGAACAACACAGGGGGCGGUCCUAUUAAAGCCAAGCUGGGCGAGGAGAGCUCGUUCUACUAUGAUAAGGAUCUGAAGAAAUGGGUCAACAAAAAAGACCCUGGUAGCGCCGCGCCAGUCCGUGCCACACCACCACCUCCUCGAGGCUCUGCACCUCCCAGUCGAACCGCUAGCUCAAGCAGCAUUCCACCUAACGGGGCGCCCCCAGUGCCUUCACUGCCCCCUAUGUCGGCCUCUGGGAGCCGACCUCCCUCUUCAUCUAGCGCCGCGCCUCUUUCCUCUAGCCCAGGCAUGUCUGGACUUGCGGUACCACCUCUUCCGCGGUCCGUCUCUACGGGUGCAUCUAUGCCGACGCCACCCGGUAGUUCUAGCGGACCGCCGCCGCGUCCCUCGUCGUCCUUGACUCACGCCAGUUCCAUUGAUGAUUUAAUUGGUGCACCAACGGCUCGCAAGGGCAACACCGUUCGUGGCAAGAAGAAGGGUCGUUAUGUCGACGUGAUGGCCCAAUGA
Molecule: messenger RNA, 6177 nt
Organism: Penicillium olsonii
Lineage: Eukaryota; Fungi; Ascomycota; Eurotiomycetes; Eurotiales; Aspergillaceae
Source: the annotation of a GenBank genome assembly